Molecule: messenger RNA, 1868 nt
Organism: Vigna radiata var. radiata (mung bean)
Lineage: Eukaryota; Viridiplantae; Streptophyta; Magnoliopsida; Fabales; Fabaceae
Product: probable beta-1,3-galactosyltransferase 8
Exons: 10
Coding region: 470-1600 (376 amino acids)
Cellular component (GO): Golgi membrane
Molecular function (GO): hexosyltransferase activity
Source: RefSeq, a predicted model, not a curated record
CAGACAUCUCUUCCAAUCACAGUUACUAUUAUUUUAAGGAUUUUCAGUCAAAAGUGACAUGAUCCUGCACUCUCCAAGCACAUCAGUUUUAGUACCUGAUGGGCAAAUAGCAUCAAAGUUAGCUCUCUCCGCUGUUUGAAAGCAAGAUAAACAUUUUGCUCCACACAUUCAUUUCCUUUUGCAAUGAACAUCCCACUCAUGCUCACGUGAUAUGCUCAAGACGACCGAAAUUUCAUGGCUAUGAUGUGUAGAAAGUUGGCUUAAUCAAAUUGUUCCAACACAAUACUAACAGUUACAUCAACAAACGUAGAUCACAAGACUCUUCCUUAAAAAGUACUUCAACGUUGCAACCCCAUCUGAUUUAAGUACUGAAAACCUUCCUGAAGGGCGAAUUUAAGUUAAAGGUGGUGUCUUUAGAAAGAUCGGUGGAUCGUGACCCAGUUGUUGUGUUCUUGUUGAGAUAGAAAAGAUGAGGGGAAAGGCAGCUUCGGGAAAGACAAUUUUGUUCGUAUGCAUUGCAUGCUUUCUUGCAGGAACACUCUUUAGUGGCCAGAUAUGGACACGACCCUCUAACCAUGAAAAUACACUGCAACCAUCCACCCCCGAUUGUGAUCACAAGCGAAAACUGAUUGAAGGCAGAUCUGUUGAUGUAAUGGAGGAAGUGGUGAAGACUCAUCAAGCUAUCAAGUAUCUGGAUAAGGCAGUUUCGACGUUGGAAAUGGAACUGACAGCAAGUAGGAGAAGCCAGAGUGGUGGGAAGCAAAUGCGAAAGCUUAAUGUACAAAAGGCUUUUGUGGUGAUUGGUAUUAACACAGCUUUUAGCAGCAAAAGGCGAAGAGACUCUAUACGAGAAACAUGGUUACCUAGAGGGAAUGAGUUGAAGGAACUGGAGAAAGAGAAGGGCAUUGUUGUAAGGUUCGUGAUCGGGCACAGCAGCACACCAGGGGGAGUUUUGGAUAAAGCAAUCGAUGCAGAAGAGGCAGAACACAAGGACUUCCUGAGGUUAGACCACGUCGAGGGCUAUCAUGAGCUAUCCACCAAGACUCGUCUCUACUUUUCCACCAUCACUUCAUUGUGGGAUGCUGAUUUCUACGUCAAGGUAGACGAUGAUGUCCACUUAAAUCUAGGAACGCUAGUGAGCACACUUGCCAAGUACCGAUCAAGACCCAGGGUUUACAUUGGUUGCAUGAAAUCUGGUCCUGUUCUAUAUCAAAAAGGAGUAAAGUAUCACGAGGCUGAGCACUGGAAGUUUGGAGAGGAAGGAAACAAGUACUUCAGGCAUGCCACUGGCCAAAUAUAUGCCAUUUCCAAGGAUCUCGCCACUUAUAUAUCAAUCAAUUGGCCAAUAUUGCACAAAUAUGCAAAUGAAGACGUAUCUUUAGGUUCGUGGUUACUGGGCCUCGAAGUUGAACAUGUGGAUGAACGGUCCAUGUGCUGCGGAACACCACCAGAUUGUGAUUGGAAGGCAAGGACAGGGAAUGUGUGUGUGGCAUCAUUUGAUUGGUCAUGCAGUGGUAUCUGUAAGUCGGUCGAGAGAAUGAAAGACAUACACAAAGCUUGUGGAGAAGGACACGGAGUUGUUUGGAACAUUGAACUCUGAUUCUCUAUUUCAUACACAAAAUUUUAUACCUUAAGUAUUUUGCAUCUAGAGAAAUUUAAUGCAUUUUCUUUUUCUUUAGUUGAAAUUGUUAGUUUUGUUCUGGAUACUUGUUCCUCCAAAAUACACUAUAGUUAUUUUUGUUUUUUUUUUCAAUAUAUAAUCUAGUUUUCCCUUCCAUAUUCUGUAAUGCUUGUAUCCAUAAAUAUUUAUUUAAGGAACACUUGUGCGACGACGGAGUGAGUAGAAUAGAUUUUUACAAAGACAACGA